Molecule: messenger RNA, 4773 nt
Organism: Hyla sarda
Lineage: Eukaryota; Metazoa; Chordata; Amphibia; Anura; Hylidae
Gene: REM2
Product: RRAD and GEM like GTPase 2
Exons: 5
Coding region: 125-1093 (322 amino acids)
Biological process (GO): negative regulation of high voltage-gated calcium channel activity
Cellular component (GO): plasma membrane
Molecular function (GO): GTP binding; GTPase activity; calcium channel regulator activity
Source: RefSeq, a predicted model, not a curated record
AGAGGGAAUCCCGUGACGUCACCUGCCUAAUCUACAUCGCUAUCGUCAGGAGAGGGAGGGUCUCCCCAGCCCAUGGUGUGUGUCUACUGGGGGAUAUUUAAAGGAAUGGGGAGGGACAGAGCAGAUGGAACCGAGCAUCUGCCACACAGAGGACCCGGGCACAAGACAGGGACAGCAGACAGGUGUCAGAGCCAGGAGAAAUACAGAUAUUGACAUGACGUUAAACAAAAUAGAGAAACUGGGGGGUCUGCGCCAACACAGAGGAAGUCUUCCUCUUCCAGCUGACUCCCGUCGCCGGGGUAGUAUGCCCUUGCCUUACAAACAUCAGCUGAGGCGUGCCCAAGCUGUAGAUGAGCUUGACUGGCCAAGUGUCCAUUCUGGGUCUUCUGACUCUGUGAGGUCUUCAGACAGUGGUCCAGAUAGUGGUCUCUACAAAGUGAUGUUGCUUGGUGACAGUGGAGUUGGAAAGACAACCCUUGCUGGCAUAUUUGGAGGCACACAGGACACUUUCCCCCAUGAGUCUGAACAUCCAGAGGAUACGUACGAGAGAGAUCUAAUAGUGGAUGGAGAGAAAACAACACUAAUGGUAUAUGAUAUCUGGGAACAGUCAGGACCACAUACCUGGAUGCAAGACAACUGUCUACAAAUGGGUGAUGCCUUUCUUCUAGUCUUCUCAGUGACGGAUCGUAGUAGUUUUCAACGUCUACCAGGUCUUCUUCUAAGGUUACGCUCUGCCCGACCACAUCGACACAUUCCAGUGAUUCUUGUUGGCAACAAAGGAGAUCUAGCACGUUCCAGAGAGGUCAGCAUGGAAGAGGGACGCUCCCUGGCAGGCAUGUUAAGCUGUAAGUACACAGAGACAUCUGCUGCCCUUCACCAUAAUACUCAGGAGCUGCUUGAAGGGGUUGUCAGACAGAUUCGCUUACGGAAGGAUGAUGGAGAACGUCCUCCUCAGACAGCCACGCUCUUGCCACCAGGACGUAGAGAGAGUUUGACCAAAAGAGCAAAGCGACUCUUGCAAGGGAUUAUGUCAAAACAUAAAGGAUUCUUCAAGCAAAGAUCAAAAUCGUGUCAUGACCUAUCUGUUCUGUGAUUAGAAAACUAUCCUGUCCAUGUGCCAUAAGAAAGUCCUGGGGCUGACUUGAGGACGUGGCCAGUCUAACAGUCGUCACCAUCUUACAUGGGGAAUAUCAAGAGCAUGUGUGCUCCAAGGAAUAUCCACAUCAUCAAGCAAACCUGGACUUGUGAUCAAGCGGGAACAGUAUAAUAUAUCACUAUACUUACGCUCACCGCUUACUGAAGCAUUCAUGAAUUAUUCAUUCCAUUUUCUUAAGGUUGUGAUUGAUUGCUUAAUGAGUAAUAACAGAAUAAUGUUGUUUUCUCCCUUUUUAAUUGUUCCUAAAUGCCAUCCUCCCCCUUGUAUUCAGCAGGGAUAAUCCAGUGCAAACAAUGCAAGGAUUAGAAAUUACCUUUCUCCUGCAAACAUGGGCUUAUAGGACUGUAAAUGAUUAUAUGAUUGAAAUCUGCCAUAAACAAUCCGCGUCCGACAGCAUUAGUGAAUGAUCUACCUUCAGGCCGUGUGUACACAAGGCAUUUUGCUAUUGUUUUUUCUCUUGCUAGAUCUUACAUGUAUAUGAAUGAAAAUGUAUGAAAUUCUAUUCACAAGAGGUAAUAGUAGCUUAUUUUUUAAAGCCAAAGCACAUCCUAGAAUGGGCAGUCCUAGACAUUAUUCACACCACUUUAUACAGUGACCCCCCGACCUACGAUGGCCCCGACAUAUGAUCAAAUCGACAUACGAUGGCCUCUCAGAGGCCAUCGCAUGUCGAUGUCAGCAUCUACAUACGAUGCUUUUUUAUGUCAGGGCCAUCGCAUUUAGUGCUAUCCGGCAGCGCAAAAUGCUUAAGCUGCUGCCGGAUAGCAGCUUAAUGUUCCCCGUGUGGUGCGGUAAGUAUUACUUACCCCUCCACGAUGCUCCGGGGUGCCCUCCGGGUCCAGCGCUGGUCUUCCGGUGUCUUCUCGGCCCUCUCUGAUGACGUCAAUACGCUGCUGCGCACGUCAUCCAAUAGGAAUGGCGUAUGCAGCGGCGUAAUGAUGUCGCUACGCAGGCCCAGUAAGGCCUUGCGGAGGACCGGAGAAGAGAGGACCAAGAGAGCCCAGCGGAGGCCCGGGGUCACCAUCGGGAGCGUCGGGGUCACCAUAGGGAGCGGCGGGGACAGGUGAGUACAGCUUCCUAUACUUUACAUUGCACAAAUCCCUCAACAUACGAUGGAUUCGACAAACGAUGGGCUCGUUUGGAACGAAUUACCAUCGUAUGUUGAGGGACCACUGUAACAGGAAAGCUUCCAUAAGCCAGGUAUACAACAGUAUACCACAAGAAAAUAAAGUAUGCAAUAGCAUUAUAGACCACACUAUUCCAUACAUGGGAUCCCGUAAAAAAAAAAAAAUGUUAUCUGUUAAGUGGAUGCCACUAUAUGCCAUUUGUCACAGGCAACCACUUAACAUAUACGUGACAAAUUUUUCAUGAUCUAUCCAUUAAAUGGAUGCCAUGACUGCACUUUAUGGUAUCUAGCAAAGAGUCUGUGUAGCAGAUUCAUCUGGAGCUCUUUCCAUAUGCUAAAGUAAAGCUGGGUUCACACCACGAUUUUGCAAUACGGUUCCUGUAUCAGGUUUUUGAUUUAAAAAAACGGAUUCCUCAAAACCUGACUACACUGUAUCAAAACACAUGUGCAAAUUUUUGUCUGUAUACGGUUGAAAACCGUAUACGGUUUGAAAAAUGAUGACCGGUUGCAUCCGUUUUUUAAGAAAAAAAAUACGUAUAUGUUUUGAACUUUUCACUCCAUUAUGAAUAAAGUUUCACUUGUUUGAUUGAAAUUCCAAGAAAAAAAAAUGUGGAAAGUCGAAAACUGGAUGGAACCGUACACACAUACAGUUCUGUACGGUUCCCAUUGACUCCCAUGUUAAAAAAAAAAAAACGUAUACAGGUCAAUACGGUUUUUCACCCAGACCAAAAACCACGGUAGGCCACGGUUUUCUGUCCAGAAAAAAAAAGAGUAAAAAACCGUAUGGUUUGAAAAACGGAGACAACGGUAUACAAUAUGGUGCAUACGGUUUUGAAUGGAAAGUCUAUGGCCACGGUUUGCUGUACGGUUGCAUACGUUUUUUACGGUUGCAACUGUAUCGAAAAAUCGUGGUGUGAACCCACCCUUAGAUGUGAACAAGGAUUUACCUGCACUAUGACUCAUUAGAGCCUGGCCUAAAAAGAUAUUAUAGUCACAGUGUAAAAUUAGAAUCUACGCAGCUAGGGCAAUAAUACAGCAGCACUGUGAUACAUUGGAAAGCAGUACUUUUCUUUUUUACAUAUGUUCUUUUAUUGUAGUUUCUUUGCUUUCCUGUGUGCCCUGCUCAAAAAAUGAAAGAUAAAAAAAAACAAAAAAAAAUUUUAGGUUAUAGAAAGUAUACAGUUGCAUUAUAUAUUAUUGUAUUUGAUUUAUUUGAGGAGGUAAGACCUCUUUUGAGUAGUCAUUGUCUGGACUGAUUGUCAGGUCAAUACACGGGGAUCAUGCGGUUAAUACUGUGUUUUUUCAUACUUCAUGGGCUCCGACCAGAAUGCUAACAACCACCAGCUCAUGCUUCCAAUUGCUCUUGUAUUGCAGUCCUGCUAUGCUUCUCAUUCACCGCACAGUGCAUAACAAAGAAAUACAGUGACCCCCACCACCUACGAUGGCCGCGACAUACGAUCAUUUCAACAUGCGAUGGCCUCUCAGAGAAGGCAGCAUCAACAUACGAUGUUUUUUUAUGUCGGGGCCAUCGCAUAAACGGCUAUCCGGCAGCGCAGACUGCUUCAGCUGCCGCCAGAUAGCUGUUUACGGUGCCCCGCGUGGUCUGCUGACUAUCACUUACCUGUCCUCGGGGCUCCGUCCGCGUCCUCUAUGGGAUCCCCUGCAUUGUCGGCGCUCUCCAUCCAUCGUCAUCACGUCGCUGCGCACGCCGUCCCGUCAUCCAAUAGGAGCGGCGUGCGUAACGACGUGAUGGCGGCGACGGAGAGAGAGGAUGCCGGGGAAGCAGAGGCCAGCGGUGACGGUCCGGAGCGGUGGGGACACGUGAGUAUAACCCCUAAUACCAGUGGUCUACAACCUGCGGACCUCCAGAUGUUGCAAAACUACAACUCCCAGCAUGCCCGGACAGCCGUUGGCUGUCCGGGCAUGCUGGGUGUUGUAGUUUUGCAACAUCUGGAGGUCUGCAGGUUGUAGACCACUGUCCUAUACUUUACAUUGCACGGAUCCCUCAACAUACGAUGGUUUCAACAAACGAUGGUCCAUUUGGAACGGAUUACCAUCGUAUGUUGAGGGACCACUGUAAUAUAAAGAGGCUUGCCGGUUGGCCAAGAGCGAUGAUGCCUUCCAGGGUCACCAUUUUGAUAGCUCGCUAUAAAUAAUGAUACAAGUGUAAUAUUGCCGUUCUGUUUCCCACAACAAGGCUAUGCGACAUAGAGGAAAAAUAUCUGCAAGGCAGAAAGAUUUUCGGGAAGAUUUAUCAAAACCUGUGCAGAGGGAAAGUGGAGCAGUUGCCCAUAGCAACCAAUCAGAGCGCUUCUUUUAUUAUGAAAGAGGGCUCUGAAAAACAAGAAAUUUGAUUGGUUGCUAUGAGCAACUGCACCAAUUUUCCUCUGCACAGGUUUUGAUAAAUCUCCCCAUUGUGCGCUGGAGGUGCUGCUGUCCUCAUGCAGACUGCGGGGUGGUUGGGGCAGGGUUGUGUUUUAGCAUGUGGAAUGCU